UGUGGUUCAUGCUUCCCAUAAACAAUAGCCAUAAAUAUAAACGUCAGGAGGGACGUUUUAAGGAGGCUGAGAACAGCAAACACAAAAUGAAGCAUGCUAUAUAAGUGACAUGAUCCCGUCUGAAAAUUGAGAAUUGACUUAACAAUGGCAGGCCUUGGGAUGAGAGAGUUGGGCUACACUGGACUAAAGGUGAGUUCUUUGGGAUUUGGAGCAUCUCCUCUGGGAAAUGUAUUUGGGACCGUGAAAGAAGAAGAUGCCAUUGCUUCAGUAAAUGAAGCUGUACGCCUGGGAAUCAACUUCUUUGAUACUUCACCAUACUAUGGAAGCACUUUAUCUGAACAGGUUCUGGGAAAAGCCUUGAAGACACUUACAAUACCCAGAGACCGGUAUGUAGUUUCAACAAAGUGCGGACGUUAUAAAGAAGGCUUUGAUUUCAGUGCUCAACGAGUAACCCAAAGCAUUGACGAGAGCUUGGCAAGGUUGAACCUUGACUAUGUGGACAUCUUGCAGUGCCAUGACAUUGAGUUUGGAUCAUUGGAUCAGAUUGUGAAUGAGACUAUUCCUGCUCUUCAAAAGAUAAAAGAAACUGGAAAGAUUCGAUACAUUGGCAUUACAGGACUCCCUUUGAAUAUUUUUCCCUAUGUGCUAGACCGAGUCCCACCUGGUUCAGUGGACGUGAUUCUAUCAUACUGUCACUAUAGUAUUAAUGACUCUUCUCUAGAGGAUUUGUUACCUUACUUGAAGAGCAAGGGUGUUGGAGUUAUCACUGCUUCUCCUUUUUCAAUGGGCCUCCUUACUGAGAGUGGACCUCCAGAAUGGCAUCCUGCACCAUCCGAGCUAAAGGCUGCUUGUGCAGCAGCUGCAACCCAUUGCAAAGCUAAGGGGAAGAACAUCUCAAAACUGGCGUUGCAGUAUAGCUUGAAGAACACAGACAUUUCUUCAGUAUUGGUUGGCAUGAACUCCAUUCAACAGGUCCAAGAAAAUGUUGCUGCAGCCAUUGAAGCAAACAAAGGUCAAAAUAUUGAUGAUGAAUUGCUCAAAGAAGUGGAAGUUAUCUUUAGUCCGGUAAAGAACUUAUCGUGGCCAAGUGGUGUUACUCAGAAUUAGCUGAAUUGCCAUAUAUGUGUGUAUUUAAGUAAUGUUUAUAUUGAGAUUAAUCCUCAUGCUGCCAAGUAAAUUUUCACCAGUGAUAAGACUUUGUAAAUAAGGUAGUCAAUUUCUUGGAAUAACUCUAGGGGAGUCUUAAAAAGCACCAUCUUCACUUUGUUUUUGAAAUUUUUUAAAGACAGUCACAAUAGUUAUUUCUUAUAAAUACUAUCUUAAUAUUUUAAAUUCUUCCAUAAAAUAAUGAAAGGUGUGCACUAUAGUUAUUCCUUAUAAAUACAAAUUGAUUACCACUGGACCAAUAAACUUGUGGUAUUUUUACAGCA
This is a messenger RNA of Cryptomeria japonica (Japanese cedar), 1430 nucleotides long. RefSeq names its product L-galactose dehydrogenase. Gene Ontology annotation, biological process: L-ascorbic acid biosynthetic process. Lineage: Eukaryota; Viridiplantae; Streptophyta; Pinopsida; Cupressales; Cupressaceae. The record is from RefSeq and is a predicted model, not a curated record. Gene Ontology annotation, cellular component: cytosol. The transcript has 5 exons. Bases 145 to 1107 code for a protein of 320 amino acids. Gene Ontology annotation, molecular function: L-galactose dehydrogenase activity.